Girardinichthys multiradiatus is the source of this 8108-nucleotide messenger RNA. Its product is annotated as metal transporter CNNM3. NCBI's taxonomy places the organism in Eukaryota, Metazoa, Chordata, Actinopteri, Cyprinodontiformes, Goodeidae. Bases 16 to 2496 code for a protein of 826 amino acids. The transcript is spliced from 11 exons. Gene Ontology annotation, molecular function: transmembrane transporter activity. The record is from RefSeq and is a predicted model, not a curated record. Gene Ontology annotation, biological process: magnesium ion homeostasis; transport. Gene Ontology annotation, cellular component: plasma membrane.
AGAAAUCUAACAAAGAUGGGCGUGAGCUCGUCCUCGUCUCCCCGUGGAUGUGAACACACACUGCGAAGGGGCGGCGCUUUAAAACAAAACACUCAAGAUUCCAGCGCCAACAUGUACGCCACGUUCACCGGCUACGCCUUAAGAUCAAUAAUUGAGCCAAAAUGGCCGCCAAAGCUGCUUAGUGGCAGCGUUCGAAUGGGCGGGACCAGUGGAAGGCUGGGGUCACAUGACCCGCGCAGAGCCAGGCUGAGCAAUUCCAAUAUGGUGGCCAGCUUGGCAGGUCUACGGUUCCUGUUAAUGAUAUUGUUGUUCUGCGGGAUCAGAUACGGCGCCUGUAGCCAGGAAGCUCCGCAGGUCGUAGGACUGCGACUGGAAGACCCCGAGGGUCUGGUGCGCAUGAAGGAUCGGAUCAUCUCAGCGCCAGAAGGAGCCACGUUCAAGCUCCGUCUGUUUGGGGCUAAUCUGAAUGGAAGCUGGCCGAGGGUCGCGUUUGCUGGGGCGGAUGAGGGAGCCGCGGGGGCGAUCGGUGAUGCCCCCGAUCCGUGCGAAAAGGAAAACAGCCGCCGGGAUUCCGCCUUUCAGGUGACGGAGAAGGUCGACCCGGACGAAGAAUACAGCGGGCUGCUGACGGUGGAGGUGAAGCAUGGGAGCAUCUCUGCGGGCUUCCACUACCUGUGUGUGCAGAGCGGGGAGAGGUGGGCAUCAGUGGGCCCGGACAGACUGCGGAUAAGCACCGCCAGCGAUCUUCCAGCAGAUCACAUCCCACCGUGGGGUCUGGCUCUCCUGGUUGUGCUGAUGCUGUUGAUCUGCGGGCUGCUGAGGACCGUUAACUUGAGCCUGUUGUGGCUGGACCCCGUGGAGCUCUAUGUUCUCCACAGCUGUGGAUCCGAGGAAGAGAAACGAGCCGCCAAGCGCCUGGAGCCAAUUAGGAGGAGGGGAAACUUCUUGACAUGCUCGCUGCUGUUCCUCUGCGCCUUGGGCCACUCGGUCCUUGGGGUGCUCCUGUACCGUGCGCUGGGCUCCAUCGUUUCCGCGGUGUUCACCAGCGGCUUUCUGAUCUUCUUCCUGGCCGAGUUGGCUCCUCACAUCCUGUGCUCCGGUUACGGCUUCCAGCUGGCGCCAGGACUGGCUUGGCUCGGCCGGGUCUGCAUGAUGCUCACCUGUCCCCUGUCCUGCCCUCUUGGGCUGAUCCUGGACCUGGGCCUGAGGAGAGACAUCAGCACCUGUGGGAUACGAGAGAGAGCCAUGGAGAUGAUCCGCGCCAGCGUCAAUGACCCCUACAGUGAAUUUGUGAAAGAGGAGUUCAGCCGUGGGAUGCUGCGUACUAAGACGGUGGAGGACAUCCUGACUCCUCUGAAGGACUGCUUCAUGCUUCCCAGCUCGGCCGUCCUCGACUUCUCCACCAUGUCCGAGAUCAUGCAGAGUGGGUACACCCGGGUGCCCAUUUACGAGGAGGAGAGGUCUAACAUUGUGGAAAUCCUUUACGUGAAGGAUUUGGCACUGGUAGACCCAGAGGACUGCACCCCUAUGACGACCAUCACCAAGUUCUACAACCACCCGCUGCACUUCGUCUUCAACGACACCAAGCUGGACGCCAUGCUGGAGGAGUUCAAGAAAGGCAACUCUCACAUGGCCAUCGUCCAAAAGGUGAACAACGAGGGGGAGGGAGAUCCUUUCUACGAGGUGCUGGGGUUGGUCACCUUGGAGGACGUCAUCGAGGAGGUCAUCAAGUCUGAGAUCCUGGACGAGUCUGACGGCUACUUGGACAGGAAGGUGAAGCGUCCAAUGGCACCUCUGGAGAUCCCUCUGGAGCCUCGCGGCUCCCACGAAGAGUUUUCCCUUUUCAAGCCUCCAGAGGGAGAAGCAAAGAUCCGCACGUCACCACAGCUCCUGCUGGCUACACACCGCUUCCUGUCCAGAGAGGUGGAGCACUUCAGCCCAGCUCGAGUGUCUGAGAAGGUGCUGUUCCACCUGCUCCGCCACCCCAGCGUCAACCAGGAGGUGCACUUUGACAUCAACAACCGGCUGAGCCCGAGUCACUACCUGUACACCCGCAACCACCCGGUGGACUACUUCAUCCUCCUGCUGCAGGGCCGUGUAGAGGUGGAAAUUGGCAAAGAGGGCCUGAAGUUUGAGAACGGGGCCUUCACUUACUACGGUGUUUCUGCUCUGACGCUGCCCUCUUCAGUUCACCAGUCUCCUGUGUCGACCCAGCGGCACUCUCCCAGGGAUCCCUUUGAGUCAGCAGACGCCACCAGCCCAUCCAGCUACUGUCCCGACUACACAGUGCGAGCUCUCACUGACCUUCAGCUCAUAAGGGUGACUCGUCUGCAGUAUCUGAACGCUCUCAUGGCGUCACGAGCGGGCCAGAGUCCAGAUCCUCCAGAGAUCAAGAUCCUGCCCAACAGUCAGACGAAGCUGCUGAAUGACAGAAACACCACACCAGGUAGCAGCAGAGCCCAGGAGAGCUCGACAGAAGAGGAGGCUCAUGGGUAGCACAGAAAACAUUUAAACCAUCUUGUUGGUAGUUUUUACUGAUAAAUCCCACCGGGCUGGAUCGUAGUUACCGGACCAGACUGGAGAAAGAGGGAUUUUUAUUUAUGUAGAUCCACUGCUCAUACUUUACAUGUCCAUCGCCAUUCCUUUAUGUGAUCUUAGUCAUUAUUUUAUUCAUGUAUGUCUGUAUAAAUAUAAAUAUGGAGUGAGAAGAGAAGAGAAGGUAUGUGUACCUUUGGAUUAUUUAGUUUUCUGCGUUAAUUGGUUCUAAAAGUGUGCUGAACGUUUUUAUUAGAAAGAAAGACACUUUGUUUUAAUAUUUCAUGCUACAUAACAACAGAAAAUGUCAGUGUUGGCAGGAAAAGUAAGUGAACCCUUGAUUUAAUAAAUGUUGAAACUGUUGAAGUUCCAGAGAACAGCUUCGGCACCCCACCUUGGCGUUCAUCAGUUCUGAAGAUGAUGCUCAGUUAUGAAAGAAAAUGUUGCUGUAGUUCAGAGUGGAAAUUUCACUUGGAUUUGGUGCAAACUUAAGUCAGGGAGUCCAUCAAAUUCAGGCUGAACAAGAGAUACAAGAGGUAAUAGUGCAACUGAGGACUGCACGAUACACUUAAAUACAUUAGAAUAGGAGGAAAUCAAUUUCAGUAUGUCACAUUUAGAGCACUGUAUUGUCAGAAUUGCAUUGGAAAUUCAUGUUUCUGUCAAUAUAAAUGCGAAACAAUACCAUAGUAGUUUUUUGUUUGACAGUUAGUAUCCAAAGAGGCUGCAGGUCAUGCUCUUUGUUCCUUUGUUACUUCUACAGAGAGGACAACUAAACUCUGGCUCAGAAAGAGCCUGUUUUUCCAAAGCCAUUGUGGGGGUAAAUGGGGGAUAUUCAGGUGGUUACAAAUUAUGUCUUCCUACACACAAUACUCUGGAAGUACCUGUUGUAGUUUUGUCUUUUAUUACGGUAUUUUUGUGGUGUCCUGCCACUGGCCAACUGAUUACCUGAGAUGGUGUCCAGUUCCAGUGCUUUAAAGUCACAACAGGGUUUUUCCAUCAAACAGGUUCUAGUGCUAAACUGGGAGAAGAGCUUCCUGUGUCCGACAGGAAAGCCUUCAUAAAACUCCAGAGUUGGUUUCAUUUUUAACCUAAAUAAAACAGAAGCAACAGCAACCAGAUGGCACAACAUCAGAAGAUCACGCAAAAUGUGAUAUUGUUAGUGAAUGUCGCGAUGACUUUAUGACUGUGAUAAAGAAAAAAAUACUGAAGUCCACAAUGUUACUAUCGGUCUGCUUCGGUUUUAUUGCAAUGACAGACCCAUCAGAUUCGACCCAUCAGCAAAGGGAGCUGAGGCAGAUGGACAUUUUUAGUAAUUUUUUAGGAGUAGAUUUUAAAUGAUCUUCUUAAAUUGAACAUUUUAGGUACAAAAAAUACUAUUUUUCUUUAAGUAGCCAUGUUUUUUGCUUUUAUUUUAAUAUCAUAGUAAGUAGGGUCACAAACAUCUAGCAUUUUUUUUUUUUUUUUUACUCCAAAACAGAUUUGGGCAAAACUAAAUAUUAAACUUGAAGAGUUUUUGAAGAUGGUUCUUGUUUUUGUUCCUGGGAAUAGACAAAAACACUUCAUAGACCAAAAAAAAUAUAUAAACCUUUCCAUCCAAAAAGUUAGGAAACUGUACACGUUUUUUUUAUUAAGGCAAACGUCUGAUGCCCAUUCUCAGACAUACAAUAAUUUGUUUUUUGUGCCUUGUUUCAUUUAAAAAUUGCUUAUUUAUUUAUUCCUGAGCACAAAAAAGGAAAUGAAUUCACUAUAUAAUUUGUAUUUGUAAUUGGAAAAGAAAUCAUGGCGUCUAAGUACUUUCAACAUGGUGAUAUUUGAUCCUCGGUGCAGAAAGUUUGGGCACUAGUGUUCUAGAGAAUGUUGAUCCUUACCUUCCUCCUUACUCUGAGAUUUCCAAAAAGUUGCCAACAUUUCCAAAUCCAGCAUGCUCCCUGACAGACGGACACUGACAGCUCAGGAGGAUAAAAAUGAAGAAAACAUUUUGAGUAUUUACUGACAGUCUUUCUCUCUCUCGCUCUCUCGCAGCCUGAAUGAGCAACAAACAUGUCUCGACAUGUUGUAGAAAGUAGUUUGGUGUAGAUAAGUUGCCUCAGAGGACAGAGGUCCUCAACAGAUAUCCAAGAGAUGGAGGAUCAGACAUUUAUUAAAUUUACUUAUGGAGAGCAUCUAUCUCUCUCUGAAUGUGGAAGAACCAAAGUCAUUCUUAAUUGUAUUGUUAUAGAACAAGUAAAGAACUUUAGCACCAAGACCUGGUUUAGCACUAGAACCGCUUUGGUGGAAAAUGACUGUUUAACGUGGUUACUUUGCGCCCUAGUUUUUGACUUAGCUUAUGGCAGUUUUUUUGAAUUUUCAGCACUUUGAGCUGUACAGCAGACACAACACUAAAUAGAUGUCAUUUCUUAAUCCUUUUAAAAUCAUUUUCCGCUUCAUGCAGUUAGAAUAUUUCCUGAACACUGUUUAUUUAAUGUGUUUUAAGUCAAAGCCACAUCUCUUUCACUAACUGGUCUCCAGCCUCUCAACUCUAGCUAACUAGUGCUGAUGUCUUAAUAUCUGGGUGCACUCUAAUUUUUCAGAUGAGACAAAUGUUUGUGUGGUGUUGGUGUGAAGUGUUCCUGAUAAUAUUUGAAAAUGCAGAUCAUUCUAGAGAAAUCAUAUACCGUUCUGUUUUUAUUUUUUGUUUCUUCCAGGUUUAGUUGAUUGCACUAAACUGUUGCAUUGGCGUUUCUUUCCUGUGUGGAUCUGGGUUCCAAAGUUACAUGUGUAUAUGCAUCUGUUGUGUUUGUCGAUGUGGACUGAAGCAUCUGUUUGUUUAAAGCUGGUUUAAAGGAUGAAAAGUAUUCAGUGUUUUUGUAAGGUGAUUUUAUAUUCCCAUGCAACUGAUCUGUGAACCAAGACAAAAGGGUCAUGUAUGUGGCCAAUCUGUCAGUGGCUGAUCAGAGCUUUAAGCCCUAAAUAAGAAACAGACCCUUUUGAGUGGACAUUCUCUAGUCGUGAACAACUGUUUUCAUGCAAAAAUGGCCUCUUUUGUGAUUUCUGUCAAAAUCAAUUUGAUUAAAAGUUAGUUUUGAAUGUAAAGUAUCAGUUUUGAGCAAAUGCCAAAUAUUAAUUAACUACAUGAAUAUUAAGUAAGCAUGUGCCAUGCCCAUCAGAACAACCACACUGAAGGUGAAGAACUGAGACUAUGUAUUUGACAAGUGUCUUCUCCAAAGGGGUUCUGUGGGGGACAGGUCCAAAGCAUAAUGAAGCAUCAGUGCAGAUCAGAUCUUUAGUGCCCUGCUGCUGGAGCUAAUGUCCAGUCAGAGCUCAGCGUUUCUUUUAGUUGCAUGACUGAACCGUCUGAUGUGAGGGGAAAGCAAUCUGUAACACAUGUUCUUAUACACAUUAUGGCGUCUUUAUUAACAUAAUUUUAGUGGCUUAAAAGCAGUAAAACAUGCUUAAACGCUCAAAGUUUGCGUAACACUGACAAAUUAAAACAUAUUAUUCAAAUUUAUGUUAUGUAACAUUUUUGAUUCAACUGUUGGAUGAAAAGAGACAGCUCUGUGAAAGGAGAUGGGUUUGCCUUCCUGUAGCAAAGAGAAGGCGCUGAGAUACAUGUUGGGACUCAGGUCAACACUACCCCAGCAUUAAACUCCAGCAGGGGGCACUCUGAAUCUGCAGCCUGCACUGAUCACUCAGAGAACCAACAGAAAGGUGAAUCAGAUGGACCUUUAAUGCUGUGGUUAAACAUUCAUACAUUUGUUUUUUGGGGAUGAUUUUGUAUCUAAGUCAUCAGCUUGAAAGCACCUUGUCAUUCGUAUUGAGGCGUGUCCUUAAGUUCUCAACAUUCAAUGUACCUUUUUGUGUGAAACGUCAAAUAUUCCACUCAUGCCAACAAGUAAGCAUCCAGUUUUCAUUCCAUUACUCAUUGUAUGUUGAUGGUCUAACGUGUAUUUCUAGUGUCUUUCAGUCAUCGUAGCGUAUGUCUAAAUGUGAAAUACCCCUCUGAAUAAGGUGUGUUUAAUUAUUUUAAUAUACUAAUAAAAAUAAGAACAUUUUCCAAAAAAGGAAAUGUUUUAACCAGUGGGUUUGGAUUAUUUCAGGUUUAUCUUAGAUAAUUGAAUGGUAUAAAUUAAAAAAAGUGGGAAAUGUAUUCAGUCCUUCCGAGUCUAACUGUGAAAGUUAAGUGGAGAACCCUCUACAGGUCUUGUUCUGUACAGACAUGCGAGGCCAUUGCGAGGAUAAGCUUAAAAGUAAAGCCACUAACACAUUGUGUCAUAAUGCCUAAUGCUUAGACAUUAAAAAACAUGUUUAACAUGAGUCCAAACAUGACAAAAGGAAGAGGAUUUUGUGGAACAAGUCCUAUCACGUCUUUAAAGUAUCCAUGUCACCUUUGAAGCUCUCCCGUUCUGAACAGUGCAUGCGUAUUGGGAUCAAAGGUGUGGUUUUCUUUAAACUAGUUUAAUGUCUCAAUUAAGGUACUAACAUUAUUAUAUAACUUUAUUGUGUUUUUUACCUGUGCUAAUUCCACGUGCUGGGUUUGUAUGUGCCAAAUGUUUUAUUAGUUGUAGGUCGGUUUUGGUCUUUCAAUAAAGAUUAAAAAAUAUAUAUCCAACAUAGGUAAUUGCUUUAAUUGAAAUAGCAAUUAAAAACAUUGUUCAAAUCUUCAGCAAAGACAAAUUAGCCUAAAGACUAGUAGAAACUCCAUUAAGCCAAAGAAAUCAGAGACCUCAACCUUUAGAUGGCUUUGUAAAUCAAUGAAAAUACCUGAAUGAGUUCUGCUCAGAACAAGACUACUGUGGAUUUUAUGCCUCAUGCCUUUCAGUCUAACUGAAAAGGAUGGUUGGGAUUACUAAAAUGUAUUAAGGUUAGACCUGGAAAAAAUCCAAACCUAACAACCUGAGAAUGCUCCUGCAUUCCUCAACCUGUCAUAGUCUCCAGUGUUAUGUAUGUUGUGCCUCUCUGCCUCACACUAUGGCUGCAGCCUCUCUGUCUGAUGCAGACGCGGAUCAGCAAAGCUUUCCAGGAGAAAUAAAACAGGUUGAGAUAAGGCUGAUUAUCAUUGGAAUGAAUGCAGGGUAUUUACUAGAGUGGCUUUGCUUCAGCUUUGUUACAUUAGCACCAUUUGUCUCUUUGUAUUUGUAGUCUGUGCGACUUGAAUUCGGUGUUAUUACAUAUCAACACAUUUCAGGUGAUUUUCUUUUUCUAACAUCAUUUCUGAGAAAAUAGUUUCCAGCUGUCUACUUAAAUUCUGUUGUAAAAAUGUUGUUUUAACGGCUUCUUAAGACUGAAUGUAGAAAGAUAAUCACAAACUAAUCAGAGAAAUGUUUGAGUGUGAAGGGUACUGGAGUAGAGUGCCAUUCAUUAUGAAUUAGAUAGCGUAUCAUGUUUAGGAUGUAGUUAUUAACGUUUAGGUACAACACUGUUACCACAAGAGAAGUUCCUGUCAAUCCUUCUUGCUGUCCGGGGUAUAUUUGUAUGAAAGAUUUGUUUGAUUUACUUUUUUUUUAGACCGCUGUCCGAUUUUGAUGCAUUGGGAUUCAACUGCAUUGGACCCUUUCAAUACUUUCUUAGGAAAUAAAUACAAUCCUGUUCUGAAA